AUGCGAACUUGCUCUACAUUCUUUGGAAGCUUGCGCCGGGAAUUGAUCGCACGACAACUUCCCUUAGUAUAUGAUUAUCUUCAUCCUCAACCGUCUCAUCUCUUGAACCUGACUUUGGUGGAUAUCAUUCCACAUCUGCAGCAGACAGGGCACAAGCAUACGAUCCUCCCCUCAAUUAAGCGGCCGCCCCCCCUGAAGCCAGGGCAUCAUUUAGUCUACUUUCCUCCUCAAGUCACUCUAUCUCAAAUACUCCCUGACGGUACUGAUACAUUGCAUUUCCCAGGACCGCCAUUUAUCAGGCGUCUUUGGGCUGGUGGUAGGGUUAGAUUCCCAUUGAUGCACAGUCCUCUCCUUGAUGGCAGUCGGGCUGUCUGCAUUGAAACGAUUCGGGACGUAAUAGUCAAAGGCCACCAAGGGGAGGAAAAAGUUUUGGUCGAUAUAGAGAGGCGUAUCGGCGCGGUCAUGGAAGACGAGGAAGAGGAGAGUAUCAGGGGACGUUUAUGGAGCGACGACGCAAAUGAAAACAUGGAGUCUUCGGUUAUUGAGAAUAGAAGCCUAGUUUUCAUGCGCCAAAAGACCACACAGCAAAUCGAAGCUGAUAAAGGGGAAUUUGAUAAGGUUCGCAGGAGAAUUCAGGGUAAUUGA
This is a messenger RNA of Aspergillus fumigatus Af293, 645 nucleotides long. RefSeq lists its product as uncharacterized. Lineage: Eukaryota; Fungi; Ascomycota; Eurotiomycetes; Eurotiales; Aspergillaceae. The record is from RefSeq and is a predicted model, not a curated record. Gene Ontology annotation, molecular function: (3R)-hydroxyacyl-[acyl-carrier-protein] dehydratase activity. Gene Ontology annotation, cellular component: mitochondrion.